Messenger RNA from Hyposmocoma kahamanoa, 1452 nucleotides. RefSeq names its product bestrophin-3-like (gene Best2). Bases 428 to 1450 code for a protein of 340 amino acids. The record is from RefSeq and is a predicted model, not a curated record. The transcript is spliced from 7 exons. NCBI's taxonomy places the organism in Eukaryota, Metazoa, Arthropoda, Insecta, Lepidoptera, Cosmopterigidae. Gene Ontology annotation, molecular function: chloride channel activity.
GAGAGCGGCAUCUAGCGGAGACCGAAGUGAACAUAAUAAGCUGUGUAGAACCUGUACAACUAGCUGCGCCCGCGCCGCGAACGCAUCAGCAAACAGCGAACAACUUGAGCAACCAGGCGAGUGUCAUUCCAUUAAUCAGUUCAGUCAGAGUUGUCGCUCCACCGCAGGCGGUGUUCUCGCGCACUUUUCCUUUAUGAUAUUCAACAAUUUGGGGGAAGCCGAGAACGUAACACCUCACCAGAAUGUGAUUAAUAACAGUGCACACUUUAGUUUACUAAUUCCUCUUCGUCUUUUUAAGUAACUAACGUAAAUAAACUUUUUAUUACUUUCUAAAACGUAUUUAAUUUUCCGCGUGUGUCUCGGUUCAAGCUCGCGCCAACAAAACGUGUGUGAAUAUAAAUAAAUAUUAUAAUUUAGUGUAUUUAACAUGACUAUAUCAUACGCCGGAGAAGUCCCAAAUGGCAGCAGUUUCGGUUGUUUUUGGAGGAUCCUUUUGAAAUGGCGAGGCAGUGUUUACAAGCUAGUAUGGCGCGAGUUGCUAGCAUACCUCACACUGUAUUACACCAUCAAUUUGUUGUAUCGAUUCGCGCUUACCGAGCAGCAACAGAGAAUAUUUGAGAAAGUUCGACAGUACUUCGGGGCACAGAGCGAGUCGAUCCCUAUGUCGUUCGUACUCGGAUUCUACGUUAGCCUCAUAGUAAAAAGGUGGUGGGAGCAGUACAAACUUCUACCAUGGCCAGACACAUUGGCCCUAUUCAUCUCCGCUGGCAUACCUGGAGCGGAUGAGACUGGAAGAUUGAUGAGAAGAAAUAUAGUCAGAUAUGCCAUUUUAGCUUACGUAAUUACGCUUCAGAGGGUUUCGCUUCGAGUAAAACGGAGAUUCCCUACGUGGCAACAUGUUGUUGAUUCCGGUCUAAUGCUGGAAAGCGAAAGGAAGGUAUUCGAGAAGAUGGACGGAAAGAGUCCUAUGUCAAAGUAUUGGAUGCCAUUGGUGUGGGCGACGAACAUAAUCAAUCGCGCGCGCAAGGAAGGGUUGAUUACUAGUGACCACAUCGUGCAGACUCUUCUCGUCGAACUGUCUGACAUAAGAAGGCGGCUAGGUGCUCUCAUUGGCUAUGACACUGUCUGCGUACCACUAGUGUAUACACAGGUGGUGACACUGGCGCUAUAUACUUACUUUGUGGCUGCGCUGAUGGGGCGGCAGUUGGUGCCUCCUGCCCCAGGUAGCACCUCGAAAUAUGAACCCGAUGUUUAUUUCCCCCUGUUUACAGCGUUACAGUUUUGUUUUUAUGUCGGAUGGCUGAAAGUUGCAGAAGUACUUAUAAAUCCUUUUGGUGAAGACGACGACGACAUCGAAUUAAAUUGGCUUAUAGACAGACAUAUAAAGGUAAUUUCUUUGCUCGCUUACGUAUUUAUGUAUAACAUUUAUGUAAACAUUUAUAGUAGAUAAUA